GGCAGCCGGAAUUUUGACUGGCAUUUAAUUUUGCAAUUAUCACGCUGAAUUAUUUUUUGUCUGCACGUGUUUCAAAAUGGAUGGUCAUAAAAAGAAGAAGAAUAAAGAAGUUGAUGUUGCAGAGACACAGCACAAUGCUGACUUUCUCAUCAAACCCUCCUCAGAAGUCCAGAAACUAGAAACAUCAGAAUGGCCCCUGCUUCUUAAAAAUUUUGACAAGUUGAACAUAAAGACAGGAAAAUACACACCUAUCCCAUCUGGUUGUUCACCUCUGAAAAGACCGAUACUAGAAUAUGUCAAGAGUGGUUUUAUAAACCUGGACAAAGCUGCCAACCCAUCCUCGCACGAAGUUGUCGCCUGGGUGAAGCGAAUCCUACGAGUGGAGAAAACUGGGCACAGCGGUACUCUCGACCCAAAGGUCACAGGAUGUCUGAUAGUGUGUAUCGAGAGGGCGACAAGGCUCGUCAAGUCACAACAGGGAGCAGGGAAAGAGUAUGUGUGUAUUUUCCGACUGCACAGCAUUGUGGAAGAUGAAAAGAAAGUUCUUCAAAAACUGGAGAUGCUUCAAGGUGCUCUGUUCCAAAGACCUCCCCUCAUAUCGGCCGUCAAACGUCAGCUUAGAAUACGUACGGUGUAUGAGACAAAAAUGCUUGAGUAUGAUAAGAACGAAGCGAUGGGUGUGUUCUGGGUGAGCUGCGAGGCAGGCACAUACAUUCGGACAAUGUGCGUCCACCUGGGUCUACUUCUUGGGGUCGGAGGACAGAUGCAGGAGCUUCGACGGGUUCGCUCCGGUAUACAGAAUGAAAAGGAGGGUAUGGUAACUCUACACGAUGUUAUGGAUGCUCAAUGGGUUUAUGAUAACCAGCGUGACGAGUCUUACCUCCGACGUGUGAUCAAACCCCUGGAGGCCCUGCUGACUGGACACAAACGGGUCGUCAUCAAGGACUCUGCUGUGAAUGCAGUGUGUUACGGUGCUAAGAUCAUGUUGCCUGGGGUGUUGAGGUAUGAGAAUGGCAUUGAGAUCAACGAGGAGAUUGUCAUUAUAACCACCAAGGGCGAGGCUGUGGCUUUGGCGAUAGCCCAGAUGACGUCAGCAGUUAUGGCGACUACAGAUCACAACAUUGUAGCCAAGAUUAAGCGUGUAAUUAUGGAGAGGGAUGUUUAUCCAAGAAAGUGGGGACUUGGUCCAAGGGCCAUGAUUAAAAAGCAGAUGGUCAAGGAUGGCAAACUGGACAAAUAUGGCAAACCUAAUGAGAAGACCCCCGGUCAGUGGAUGGACAUGUUGCGGAAGGCGGGAGACCUGAAUGGUGAUGUGAAGCCGAACAUCGGUGAAAUGGCCACUCCAGGAAAGAGAAAGCAUGAGGGCAGCAGUGGCUCGGAGGCAGACACGUCGAUGAUGUCACCGACCACUCCGGGAUCUGAGGGUGACGCCAGUGGGGAGAAGAAGAAGAAAAAGAAGAAGAAGGUUAAGGAAGAGCCUACAAGUGAAGGGGACACUUCCAUGGUUCAGCAGACUGAGGAGGGUAAUGGCUCACCAGACAAGAAGAAGAAAAAGAAGAAGAAGCAUAAGAAAGAGACAGCCGAUUCUGACUGAGUGGGUGGGGAAUGUGUAAAUAGGGGUUUAAAGUGACAUUGAGGGGCAUUAGCUCUGCACUCUGGAGAUACUGUGUAUUCUCACUGUAGGACUCCAGAUAGAUUGUUAACACCUGUAGGAAUCGUUCUGUGGACUGUUUACACACAGGGGCUUAAAUGUGUGGACCACUGUUUAAGACUUUAGAAAACGGUGUAGGAAAACAGUACAGAUCUAUUGGACAUUGUUGGCACAUUUUACUAGUGUUUGAAUGUGCAUAUACUUACAGCUUAAGCGUUCAAGCAUCGUUUGUGUAUUAUAUCCAUUAUCAUCUCUAUGUAGAAUUGAUAUUAACAAUCUAGAAUGAGGUGGUACAGUUUUGUAUUACUUGAAAAAAAUCAUAUGGUAGUUCGGUGUCAGUAUAUUUUUUAUGCUUCAGGUUUCAUACAAAUGUGUAUAUUAUGGAUGUGGAGUCAAUUAAAUCAACUUUUUAUAUGGCAUGCUAAUUAAUUUGUUUACCAAAGCCACUUGAAACUCCACUUCAAUAAGUCAUUUGAGUAAUAAUAAACUGUAAAAUCUCAUUUUGGUUGAUUAGCUACAAUUCUUAAUAUUUUCAUUAAUGUGCAAAUUCUUUAUUGACAUUAAUGAAAUACAUGUUACAGUGUUGAUGUGUUCAUUUUAUUCUUUUUUAUCAAUUUUAUGAAUUGUUUUUUGUUCAUCAGAUACACUAUUGACAUUGAUACUAUAUAAAUAUGUGCAAAAGUGUAUAUUGUACUUCAUAUGAAAUGCUGUUGCACAUGUACCUUGAAAUUUACUGAUGAUAAAAAAUAAAUGGUUCUGAGUAAGAAUCGUAUAAAACA
Messenger RNA from Mya arenaria, 2430 nucleotides. Its product is annotated as H/ACA ribonucleoprotein complex subunit DKC1-like. Gene Ontology annotation, cellular component: box H/ACA snoRNP complex. Gene Ontology annotation, molecular function: pseudouridine synthase activity; RNA binding. The transcript is spliced from 15 exons. Bases 77 to 1594 code for a protein of 505 amino acids. The record is from RefSeq and is a predicted model, not a curated record. Gene Ontology annotation, biological process: rRNA pseudouridine synthesis; snRNA pseudouridine synthesis; mRNA pseudouridine synthesis. NCBI's taxonomy places the organism in Eukaryota, Metazoa, Mollusca, Bivalvia, Myida, Myidae.